AGGAAAGAUCCAGAACAGCAGUGUGAUGAUUUCGGAGAGCGAGCUGUCGAGUGACGAGGAGACCUUGUUCAUCAGCAGUAAGAAGACUCCCAGCUGUGGCGUCAACGGAAAACUCUCCAACGGAACCAAGUCGGGUCACCGGAGCAAGCUCAAGACGUGAUGGCUCCCGCCGGGCGGUCACGGGCGGUUGCGGGCGUUGUGGGGUGCGGUUUGUUUCUGACAGCGUGUCCACAGAGCCAACGUUUUGAUGACAACCUGUGUGUGUGUGUGUGUGUGUGUGUGUGUGUG
This is a messenger RNA of Aplysia californica (California sea hare), 288 nucleotides long. Its product is annotated as dyslexia-associated protein KIAA0319. The record is from RefSeq and is a predicted model, not a curated record. NCBI's taxonomy places the organism in Eukaryota, Metazoa, Mollusca, Gastropoda, Aplysiida, Aplysiidae. Gene Ontology annotation, cellular component: cytoplasmic vesicle; plasma membrane.